CGAGAAAGCAAAAAACGCGGUAGUGUAUAGUAGUAGUGUGAGGUGUUAGGUGCAGUUGAGUGGAGAGAAGAAUAAUAAUAGCGAGGAAUGGCAUUGGCCCUGGGAUGGCCUUCUCUGCAAUUGCAUCUUCAUUCACACUGCUUCUUCUCAUUCUCAUAUUAUUACUAUUCUUCUUCGUAAAUUUACCAUCUUCUCCUUCUCUCUUCUCCACCUCCACCGCCACCGUCACCACACGCAGGUCUCUUCUAACCACCACGUGUUCCGCUGACGAGGGAUCCAAUGGCGGGAUCCUCAACUACCUAUACAUCCACAAAUGCCUAUUCCGCCGCAACGCCCUCCUCUCCAUCCCCGCCCUCUCGAUGCUCCUCCUCCUCCAAUUCUACAUCCUCAUCAAGACCGCCCAGCACCACUUCUCCGUCGUCACCACCAAGCUUGCCUCUCACCUCAACCUCUCCCCCUCCAUGGCCGCCGUCACCCUCCUAGCACUCGGCAACGGCUCCCCCGACGUCUUCUCCUCCCUCGCCGCCCUCCGCUCCGGCCAGUACCGCACCGGAUUCGGCGCCAUCCUCUCCGCCGGUACCUUCGUCUCCGCCCUCGUUGUCGGAUUCGUCGCCAUCUACGCCGCUCCGUUCUCCCUCGACCCCGCGCCCUUCGUCAGAGACGUGCUCUUCUACUUGACGGCAGCGAUGUUCCUCUUCUACGUGUAUCUUAGCGCCGAGAUCUUCCUGUGGCAGGCGAUUGGAUUCGUAGGGUUUUAUGCAUUCUUCGUUGGUCUCGUGUUCUAUAUGGACUUGGGAGUAGUUGAUGGCAGAGGCAAGAGUGGGAAUUCUUCCACAGAUCUUGAGGAGCAGAAGGAAUUAGUUGCGGUGCACGUUGACUCCGACGCCAAGGUUUCGGGAUCUAUGAACGACGAGAAGCGUAGUUCUGGAUUCCCGGGAGCUUAUGGAUUGAUUUCUAAAGCAUGGGAGAUUCCUGUUGCAACUCUCUUAAAACUGUCGAUCCCCGAGCCAGCGCCGUCGCAAUGGAGCAGACUUUACUCGUCGGCCAACAUCGCUCUUUGUCCGAUAGCCCUCUUAUAUGCCUGCAAAUCAUUUGUGCCAUUUGAUCAUCCCAUAGCUUUCCUCCUCCCCAACACUGACUUGCCCCUCUGGUCAGUGGUGCUCACCACAAGCUUCUGCCUUGCAUGCCUUUAUUUUGUAAUGGAAAAAGAACCUCCCAAAACCGAGCAAAUACCUGUGGUUGUCAUGGCAUUUGUUAUGAGCGUGUUUUGGAUAUCUACCACAGCUGGAGAACUGGUGAACUGCCUUGAAACUUUAGGUCUAGUUCUCAAACUACCACCGGCAAUCCUCGGUCUCACGGUGCUGGCAUGGGGCAAUUCAGUGGGGGAUCUUGUCGCCGAUGUUGCGGUAGCUAAAGCCGGUUAUCCGGCCAUGGCAAUGGCUGGAUGCUUUGCUGGACCAAUGUUUAACAUGCUUGUAGGUCUUGGAACAGCUCUGGUGAUUCAGACGGCAAAUAUUCACCCUAAAGCCUAUGUGCUUAAUUUCCACGUAGGUAUCGUGAUUGCAUUUGUGUUCCUACUUUUAAGCCUUAUGGGGUCUCUCUUAGUGAUCACUUGGUGCAGAUUCCGAGUGCCUAGGUUUUGGGGGUUUUGUCUCGUCGGCCUCUAUGUUGUUUUUGUAGCAGUGAGUAUGAUGGUGGCCAUGUUUUCAGGGUGAUUGUUACUGUUAGCGUCGAUUUAUAUUCAUAAGUAAAUCCAAACCUAAACCACAAGAGGAUGAAAUCAAGUCGGGUAGUAAAUUGACUGUAUUUCUGGAUUUGGUUUCGUAAAAUUUUUAUUUUUCAAAAGGUAAUUUAUAAAGAACUUUUUAAUUUUGAUA
Arachis duranensis is the source of this 1877-nucleotide messenger RNA. Its product is annotated as cation/calcium exchanger 5. The transcript has 2 exons. NCBI's taxonomy places the organism in Eukaryota, Viridiplantae, Streptophyta, Magnoliopsida, Fabales, Fabaceae. Gene Ontology annotation, biological process: monoatomic cation transport; transmembrane transport. Gene Ontology annotation, cellular component: membrane. Bases 105 to 1715 code for a protein of 536 amino acids. Gene Ontology annotation, molecular function: monoatomic cation transmembrane transporter activity. The record is from RefSeq and is a predicted model, not a curated record.